Molecule: messenger RNA, 2055 nt
Organism: Boeremia exigua
Lineage: Eukaryota; Fungi; Ascomycota; Dothideomycetes; Pleosporales; Didymellaceae
Product: fungal-specific transcription factor domain-containing protein
Exons: 2
Coding region: 1-2055 (684 amino acids)
Biological process (GO): regulation of transcription by RNA polymerase II; DNA-templated transcription
Cellular component (GO): chromatin
Molecular function (GO): DNA-binding transcription factor activity, RNA polymerase II-specific; RNA polymerase II cis-regulatory region sequence-specific DNA binding; zinc ion binding
Source: RefSeq, a predicted model, not a curated record
AUGUGUCUCAUCCCCGUAGGCGAGAACAUAGCUCUGUUGGGAUGGAUGGCACCUGCAAUCCCAGAACGACGCGCAUCAUUCCAGCCGUUCCAGUGCCAGAUCUGCCAAAGCCGCUUCACUCGUCAUGAGAACCUGAAACGCCAUGCUGCUGUUCAUACACGCUCUUCGGCGGUGUCCUCUUUAGUAUGCGAGUUCUGCGCUGCAUCGUUCUCGAGGUCAGACCUACGACAGCGGCAUAUCAAGAGGAAGCACCCUGAACACCAGACUGAUCGUCCCAGAAAGCGACAGAUGCUGCAGAGAGAUAAGACUUCGAGUACCUCGCCUCCUCAGAUACAGGAUCAUUUGUCCUUUGUCACAACAGAAGAGCAGGAAGAGUUUAAUGUUGAUAGAGCCUGGAAGAAUGCCAUUCAAUACGACCAGCGAUCGCCAGGUCUGGAUCAACGGGACCCUAGAAACAGUGGCUCAUCAAGAAAUGAUUCGGCAAUCUGUACGAUGUCUGUUGCACCUCCAGCGAUAUCUGACCAUGACUUUCACGGGCAAGCAAAGCUUGGAUCGGAUCCUAUGAUGGAGGUCGCGGAAAGUCAAUUGUCUCAGGGCAACACAGCCUUUAGCGGUCUUGUGCCUUUCACCCGGGGUAGCCCUAACAGCUGGUUUUCUGUCGAAUCACCACAAGUCCAGGAGGACUGGACUGUCUCGACAAGACAAGCCGCUCGAGGCACUGAAUUGUUCUUUAACCAUCUUUCGUCAUUUUUGCCCUUCAUCCAUCAGCCGACAUUCAACGCAGACAAAGCAGAUAAACGUCUUCUACUCGGCAUGAUGUCACUUGGCUACCAGUACGGCGAGGAUCCAGAGUAUGGGGAGCAGGCCGGCUCAGGCGCGAGCCUCUCGUAUCAAUGUUUCCAUCAAGCACGAGCGCUUCUCAAAACCGACAUAGAAGACGGAGAACUGAGUACCUCAGAGAACACGAUAGUUGUACAAGCAUGCUUGCUACAGCAAUUGUAUACUAUGAUGUACCUCUGCGGAAGCGCAUCAGCGUAUGGUCUGAAGACUCAUUCCAAGAUCAUCUCUCUGGCGCGAGCAGGUGGCCUCAUGCAGCCCCUGACUACUGAGGCAACAGCAACAGCAAAUCUGGAAUCCCUUUGGUAUCACUUCAUACAGUCUGAGGCGCACAAGCGGACUUGCUUCGCUGUGCACCAGAUCGACGCACUGUGGUAUCAGGUGCUCUCUGUCCCGCGGUCACUGUCGCAUUUGGAGAUCAAGCACGAACUACCAUGCCCAGAAGACCACUGGGCAGCAGCGACUCCCGAAGAGUGGGCACACAGGCAACUACUUCUGCGUCAGGCCGGCACUGCAGUGCAAUACCCAGAAGUGGUCCGCCGGUUCUUAUCUUCAAACGCCGAUCUCUGUACAUUACCACCAUUCGAUCCAUACGGCACCAUCAACAUAACCCAGUUCCUGAUUUCCAGCGCCCGGGAAAUAUCGGGCUGGUCGACGAUCACCGGAAUCCUCAGCAUCGAAAGAGUGGAGCCGCUCAGGUCUUCCCUCGUAGCCCUGGAACCCUUCACUCGACCGCAUGGCGGCACUUCGAACCCAGCACUAGCCUCUCUCGGAGAAAUCGCAUGGGAGACGGCAAUGAUCGAACUGCAAAUGUGGUCGCCCACGCACACCGGCGGCAUCAUCCAGGGCAGCGUGGAUGCCGUUCUCGACCAACUGACGGAGCACGCCCCGUCGUGCGAGUUUCUGUGCGAGUCGCGCAUCAUCAAUCUGGUCCAGCCGCACGUAGACUGGUUCCUGCAGUAUCUCGAUGCCACGGCGACGGCGGACACGGAAGCACCGUGGGUGGUUCUGUAUGCAUACAAAGCUUUCAUGAUUGCGUGGCAGCUCGUCCGCAAUGGUAUUGUGGGGUCGAUGCAAGUGGUCGAUGUGCCGGACGGGGAUACGCACGCGGCGCUCGCCUGGGCCAGGAAGGUUUUUGGGCGGCGGCAGAGGUGGCAGCUCGGCAAGAUUGUCAUGAGGUGUAUAGAUCAGCUCGAGGUUGGGACAUCUCUGGGAUGA